CUUGCACGCACGCAUAGAGGGGUUGAGUGGUUGAGUUGGCGCUGGCGAUUGGCGACUGGCGGCUAGCGAAAAUCAAAAACGGCUUGUAAGGGAAAACAUUUCCAGAAAGAGGAUGCGCUGCGCUAUGUCGGCCAAGUUUUUGUUGUGAAUGUUGGCGGUGGUGUUGGUGUUAGUGUUAGUUGCUCGUUCGUCAGUGAAUAUAAUGAAAAGAAAGUUGACAAAAUGCGUGCAAAGCAAAACGUUGAGUAGUGAAAAAGUUUAGAAAAUGUGUAAAAAAGCGAUGAAUAAACAAAAUUCUUGGAUGAGAUAUGUGAAAAGAACUUAAUGGAUUGCAAAGGAGGUGCGUGCAAAAUGAAGUGAAAAAAAAAUUAUAAAAAAUACCAAACUUUGGUUUGGGGUAAAAGGUCCAGCGCAAGUGCGGGUGUGCCACAGGCAGCCUGGGUGCAUGGAGGGUCACCAAAGUGGCGCUGCGAUGCUUAUUAAGCGUGGAAAUUUAGGAAUGUGCAGAAAGUGUGCGAGUUAAGGUUAGCAACGAUCGCAAUUGUGUGUGAAAUAUAAACAAAUGCAGUUGGAAUUAAGAAAUUUUCCAAAAACUGUAAUUUUUUUUCUGCAAUUUUCUUACUUCACGAAACUGUCAAAACUGCAACGAGUGACAUUUUGUUUUCACGCACGGCUCUAGUGCGCCCAUUCUCGCCUAACGGUUUUUAGCGCGCGUAUCUACAGCUGUUGUGCUCCUCUUACACGCUAAAGUAAGUGCAGUUCUGUGUAUAUUUUUUAAAGCUGUAAAAAGCUGUCAAAAAUUGGCAACUCUGCGCGAGUACGAGCAACGAGUAAUUGAAAUGAAAAAAUCGAAUCAAUAAGGAGUAAAAAAAGAAGACGUUUUUUUAGGCGAGUAGUUGAAGCAGCAAGUGCGCUCCAAAUAAUCAGCGCCGCCACGCGCACGCGCACGCUCUCGCUCUUACACGUUCAGUGUUUGCGCCCCUAGUGAUGGCAUGUACCGUUAUAACUUCAAUUGAGUAACGGCAGCAUUGGUGACCGACGCUCUCAUGCGGUGCUCUCGCACUCACUCUCGCUCAACGUUUAAGCGAUGCCUAGUUAAAUUUGAACGGUGUAUUAACAGACUACUCGAUACGGCACAGCGCGACACAGUGACUGGCAUUCGUAUUCGUUGCUGGGACGCUGCGGUAUUCUGUACGCAACGACGGACAUUAGAAAACGCUCGAGUGUCGAUUUAGGUGGCGCGUAUAUAAUUUUGAAUUUAUUUGUGUGGAAUCUUAGUAGCAUUAAUGCAUUCAAAAAUGGCACAAAAAGUGAAGUGGAAGCAAAAAAUUUGCUGAAAAAUUAAUUCAGUAACGAAUUUGUAGAGAAUUGAGUGAUUUGAAGAGGUGGAAAUGAAUGAAAUCAGUAGGCUGAUAGCUCGAAGUUGCAAGUGAAGGCUUGAACUGUUAUAAAAUCGGAAUACUACUUAAUAUAUGAUUAAAAUAACGGUUAACUAUAAUUGUGUUUAAAAAAAGGUUUAAGCGUUGCCGAGCGUUUGUAUGAACUCAAGCCGUGUGCAGUGCGUUUGGCAGUAAAAAAUAAGUUUGAAGAGUAACGCUCUAGUGAAGGUGAACCAAUUCGGUAAUAAUUAGAUCCAUAAAAAUUAUUUUGAAAUUGUAAAUCGUGAAUAAAACUUUUGAAGUCUAGAAACGUGUAAAGAAUUAAGAAAUUUUUCGAAAGAAAUUAAAACUACUUAUCUAUUAGCUCUAGAAGCUCUAGCGCCUAAAAGUCUGCUAUACACAGCGCGCUAAAAGCAAUCACCUUCCGCAGCAGGAUACAACCAAAGGAAAAGGUAUAAUGAUGACCGGUGGCGUAUGAGUGACAUAGAAAAGUUCCAUGCAGAUUCUGCGAAAAAUAUUAGCAAAGUUCAUAAAAGCAAAGGCCAUAUAUACCAUUAGCCAACUCUCAGCCGCUCUUCCCGCACUCUCGUACUUUUCAAAAGCGUUGACUGAUUAAAAUUGAUGAAAAUUUCCGACUGUGCUGGAGUCGCACUGCUAUAUUGCCUCGAGCAUCUGCAAGUGUCAUUGCAAUUAAAAGCGCUUAAUUGCGCUACAAUGAGGAGGAAAACAACUACAAUAAAAACAACAGCGGCAAUUGUUGGAAAAUAAACCACAACAACAACAAGAAGAGAAUAAGAAAAUAAAAUAACAGCAAAUGCAAUUGGAAAUUAGGAAUAAAGUGAAGGGCAGAGCAAAAAGCAAACGAAUAGUGCCGGAAAAGUAGUGCGGAGAGGAGAGUAGUAGGCGUGUAAAAGCGCCAGCUAAAUUGGACAGUUGAACGGUAAAGAAAAAAAACGGCGCAGCAGACGUGUAGACACCGCCAUGUUGCUGCCCACAUCGUGCGGACCAGGGCCACCGCUCCCGCCGCCACCUCCACCGCCGCCGCCGCCACCAGCAUCAUCAGCAAUGCUGGACGCCCAUGCCAGCAAACGCCAUGAGUCACAAAAACGGGUGGAAAAACGUGAAAAUUGUGAAAAUGAUGAAAAUGUGACACAAAAACAGCUAAAGUCAAUAGUAGGUGAGGGCGAAAUAGAAAUGAAGGGAAUGAAACUAAAAACUGCAGCAGCUAGAGUAGAAACAGAGCAAGAGCUAUUGGCCGGCAAUGUUUUGGUUGAGAAAACAACAUUCAAGUCAGUGGGUAUAGGCGAGCGCAACGUUGCUGUUGCUGAUGCUGAUGCUGAUGAUGAUUUUAGCAUAACAACAACAACAGGAAAUGCUCCAGCAGCAUCAACAACAACAAUCGACAAUUGUGCUGCAUUUAUUGAGAAAAGCGUUGUUGACAAAAGCAAAAACAGUUGGUCAAUUUUAAAAUUACCAAUGAUGCUCGCAGCAGCACUGACUACAGCAACAAAAACUCUAACAAUGCCAGUGGCGAAAGAAGCAACAGCAACAAGAAAAAUUGACUUAAAAACAAAAACAGCUACUGACAAAAUAAUAAUAACAGCAGACAAGAAGCGGGCAACAGUUGGCAUUACAACAACUGCUACAAAAACAUCGGCUACAAGCUCACAUCGGCUUACGAGUCAUGUAAAUUCGGCCAGUUCAAAAGGUGCUGCAAAAUUAACAACGCCAGCAGCAGCAACAACAACAACACCAACUACUAAAUGGCUGCUAAUGUGGCUAAUGGUUUUUACUGUAAUGGCCCAAGCGCCUCUACAUCAAGUGGCUGCCGAGAAGAGCAAACACUAUUACAUGCAAGCUCUGUGCAAGAAUCACUUCCUACAGCAGCUUUAUCGUAAAAUCGAUGGCGCUGUACUUUGGUCGCAAAAUGAACGCAAUCUGGACUGCAUCAUCACAUUUCAAACGCAUUCGAUAUUGCAACGUUUCAUGUUGCGCUUCGAUAUGUUGCAACUGGACUGCAAUGAUCAUCUGUACGUGUAUGAUGGAGCGCAUGCGGUGGCCACACCGAAGGUUGAUAUUUCCUGCCGCAAUACUAAACAAACAGUUAGCUCUAUAUUGACACGCACAAACUUUGUCACACUGAAAUAUGUAACCGAUAAUUGGGGUACAGAUGCGAAUGGUUUCAAGCUGGUUAUAACAUCGGUCAAGGAUCCAAAGCACACCUGCAAUGAUUUCACCUGUGCAGCGCGUGAAUUUUGCAUAAGUCCGGAUUUACUCUGCGAUGGCAUUAAUCAUUGCGGUGACAAUUCUGAUGAAUCGGUGUGCCAAAGCGAAACAGCUGCCACAGUUUUCGGGGUAGAUAUGACUUGGUUUGUGUUGAUCGUAGUCGGUAUCGUACUGGUUUUGAGCGCCGUAAUCGUAGGUAUUUCGAUAUGCGUUUGCCGACGACAUGAUGAAGCGAACCUCAACCAAAAUACAGCAAUACAAAUGCAUCAUACCGCCGAAACAAAUGGCUCAUCGAAGCAUCUGCACUAUCAUCAUGGCGGCACAUUGUCGCGUGAACACACACAACUGCCACCGACGUCGGGAAACUGGCAUCACCCUGCGGGACCAUACGGGUACCACCGCAUUCUACGCAACUUAUCGAAGAUGGCCACCAAAGUCCGUCCCAUUUGGUGCUUAGCAAAUUCCGUCAAUUAGGUCAUGAUCUUUCACAUACAAAUCCGGCCGCCGCCGCUGCUGUCGCAACAGCGGGCCUCCAUCAAACGAACAUAUCUGUGGGUAAUCAAAAUACAGCGGCCGCAGCAGCAGCCGCCGCAGCUGUCAGUGCUGCACAGAAGGAUGAAUGGUUCGUUUAGGUGGACGUUGAGGAGGAGGAGAAUGAAGAUAGAGGAGCAAAACAUUAAGCAGUGAAUGAUCAAUUAGACUACAGGAGAACUGUUGUUUUUUCUUUUUAAAUAAUUUUUAAAUUAAAAAAAAAAGGAUUUUGCAUGGCAUUAAAUGAAGACUGUAUAAAAGUUAUCAACAUCAAAUUUAGUGGGCAUCUACGCGCAGGGUGAUCAUUUAAGAGAUUUAUAGUACCCAAAUCUCUUAGCGUUGAGCAUAGAAAAUUUCAGCAUGCACUUGUCAAAAGUAUGUAUGUAUGAAAUUUUAGUGUCGGAUAAUCAACGCAACUUGUAAAUAAAAUAUAAAUACAUAUAAACAAUUAAAUAAAUGUAAUUGUAAUUGAUUGAAAUUGAAGUAAUAUUGUUUUUUUAGUAACACAUUGAUGGAUUCAAAAUGUGUAACAGUGAAUAUAUUAGGAAAAAUGUGUAAUAAAAAUUUACUAAAAGAAAGGUAGUUAAUAGAGAAUUUUAAUUUUAAGCCUAAAAAUAUGAAAUGAAAACUGGAUGAAGUCAAAGCCGUAAAUUUAAAGCUAAGCAAUUAGUUUUAGCCUAAGAUAUACGCUCCUUUUUUACAAUAAAAAUAAAUUGAAAAGCGAAUAUAAUAAAAAUUAUAAAAAAUAAUUAGUUUAAGAAAUAGAACUUGAUUUCUUGCAAAUAAAACUUCUCAUUUACACACACAGGAAUAUGGAAAGUUUGGAUGGAAAGUCGAUCUUCGUUUUUUUAACAAUAUUUUAGUCUUUACAGUGGUUACUACAUAGCUUUCAAAAUAUCUCAACUAUUAAUAACUGCCUAAACACAGCAGAUAAAAAAAAUUUUGGAGCUUUUGUGCUUUUGUUUUUUAACGUUAGACUUCAGAAAUGGGAAAAUGGCUUUUGAAAAGUGCUUUAGAACUUUCAUUAGAAAAGCUUUUUUGAUUCAGUUUCUUAUUCAAUGGCCUGAAAACACUUUAAAAAAUUUCGUUUUACGCUUCGGUGCUUUUAUGAUUUUAUUUUUUAAAGUUAUCUUCAAUCAAAUGAUCUUUAAGUUUAUAGAAAUUUCGUGCGUGCUGUUAAGUUGAACUCUGGAAAAAAAGCUUUCGAAGACUCCAUUUUCUGCAUUUGUGACUUGUAUACUUAAGUUAGUGUACACCAAAAAAGCUUGUAGGUUCAUUGAGUUCAAAGAAGUUUCAAAAUGGGAAAGCUUAAGAACUGAUUGUUUAGUACAACAGUCUGAAAAAUUGCUUUGAGGAUGUCAUUUUAUGCUUUUC
Rhagoletis pomonella (apple maggot) is the source of this 5510-nucleotide messenger RNA. RefSeq lists its product as uncharacterized. The coding region runs from base 2361 to 4079 and encodes 572 amino acids. NCBI's taxonomy places the organism in Eukaryota, Metazoa, Arthropoda, Insecta, Diptera, Tephritidae. Gene Ontology annotation, molecular function: protein binding. The record is from RefSeq and is a predicted model, not a curated record. The transcript is spliced from 9 exons.